This is a messenger RNA of Bombina bombina (fire-bellied toad), 938 nucleotides long. It is a transcript of the gene MRPS11, whose product is annotated as mitochondrial ribosomal protein S11. The coding region runs from base 50 to 619 and encodes 189 amino acids. Gene Ontology annotation, cellular component: ribosome; mitochondrial small ribosomal subunit. The transcript is spliced from 6 exons. The record is from RefSeq and is a predicted model, not a curated record. NCBI's taxonomy places the organism in Eukaryota, Metazoa, Chordata, Amphibia, Anura, Bombinatoridae. Gene Ontology annotation, biological process: translation; ribosomal small subunit assembly; maturation of SSU-rRNA from tricistronic rRNA transcript (SSU-rRNA, 5.8S rRNA, LSU-rRNA). Gene Ontology annotation, molecular function: mRNA 5'-UTR binding; small ribosomal subunit rRNA binding; structural constituent of ribosome.
CCUUGCGCUCUAGGCUGCUUUUUGCAUUUUGGUGGUGUUGCCUGACAGCAUGAACCCGGCUUUUAGGAGAGUAUGGAACUGUGUUCUGUUUGCGGGGGCAUCAAAAGUAUCAUGGUGCCGUACACUGCACAUUGGAGUGCAGAGACAUCAGUUAUCCACAGAAAACUCUAGUGAUGCAUUGGUAAAAACUGACACACAAAGCUCCAAGGAUUACAGCGUAUUUCCACCUCUUCCCGGAGAAAACAGUUUAUUGCGCUGGGGAGGAAAAAAGUUUGAAGAGAUCCCGAUUGCUCAUAUAAAAGCUACAUAUAACAACACACACAUCCAGGUGACAAGUUCUGAGCACCAGCCCCUGGCACGCACUUCCUGUGGCACUGAAGGCUUUAAAAAUGCAAAGAAAAGCACAGCUGUAGCAGCUCAAACAGCUGGCAUCUCUGCCGCAACAAAAGCAGUUAAUAAAGGGGUUUCCCAUGUGCGAGUUGUUGUGAAAGGACUAGGACCUGGUAGAUUGUCUGCCAUCAAGGGGUUAACCAUGGGAGGUUUAGAAGUUAUUUCAAUUACAGACAACACCCCAAUUCCACACAAUGGCUGUCGUCCACGCAAGGCACGUAGAAUGUGAGCUGUGCCAGAAGUGAACAGUCUUUAGGAUUUCCAAGAAACGCCACUUAAAUGCAGGAAACAUUAACAUGAAUGAAAUAUACGUUUCUCAAUAUGGCUUAUUCAUCAGCUCCUGAAGUCUAAUUCCGUGUGUAUAAAAAGUAUUAUUUGUCUCUCUUCCUUUUUUGUACAGAAGCUCUUUAGUUAAGGGAUACACACACACACACAUAUAUAUAUAUUCACAUAAACAUUUAUAUGUUGAAAAAUAUAUGUAUGCAUUUUUUUGUUGAGCCCAAUGUUAGUUUUUAAGAUGCUUCUAAUAAAAUGAAAAUGUCAGAAAA